This is a messenger RNA of Moneuplotes crassus, 2082 nucleotides long. The record is from the annotation of a GenBank genome assembly. NCBI's taxonomy places the organism in Eukaryota, Ciliophora, Spirotrichea, Euplotida, Euplotidae.
UAAUAUUUAGAAAUGGAGAAGAAUAAUAGGAACAAUUUGAGACUGCUUAAUGACCUUUGUGCUCAGAUUAGGAAGAGUGAGGGUUCUGGAUUCGAGAAUCAUGCUUUGAAGUGUAAGGAUUACCUUAGAGAACUUGAAGAGUUGAUCAGAACUCUUAGAAGAUUUGUGGAAUAUAGUUUAGAGAAAGGCGAAAGGGAUCAGAUGAAGAUUAACAAAUUAACCGAGCUGGUUCUAAUACUUGUAGGAGCUCUUGAUGUAGAUGGUGAUAACAGUAAAAGCCAAGGGUCGUUUCUUAAAACACCUUUGAUGAGUGACUUAAAUACUAUUUUGAAAGAUACAGCUGGAGAUGGUUCUGAGGAACAUAAAGAGACUGUUGAUGAUACUCAAGAUGAUGUUACCUCUGACAUUCUUAAAAUUUAUGAUAAGCAUUUUGACAGAAGUUUACCCUUGAAGCAAUCCGAAGACAAAUUGACUAAUCUCCUUGAACGGGGUUGACCAAAAAAGAAAAUAUCGUCCUCUCUAGAAGUUCAGCCUCUAAGUUGUAAAGACCAAAAAUUUGAUGAAGACAAAAUAGGAGAAGAAAUUAAAAUUUCAAACUGUUUUGAAGAAGAUAAAACUUCUGAAAUAGGCAACAGAUCAAAUUCUCAAUUAGAAACUUCUAAUGCUUAUAGAGAGGCAAAUAGAAGUCAGAAUGCCCAAGACUCUCAGCCUAAAGAGUCUCUUAACGAGGCUGGUCUUUCUGCUCAGCCGAUCCCAAAGUACUUAAUUAAAAUUAAUGAUGAAUCAGAAGAUACCUUCUCAGUACAAAAUGUAAAUGAAAGCAUAGUGAAGCAUUCUGGGAGGGUAGACAAAGAGCGGAAAUGAAAUACCAGUAUGAAUGAUGAAAAUGAAGAAUUAGAUAUACUUGAGGUACCUAGAGGCCAAGACCUAAACAAGACUUUUGAUUUAGCUGAUAACCAUGAAACUUAUUGUUACGAAACUAAUAAAGAUACGCUACAAAUUUCUUCGAAAGGUGUAUCUAAAAGUGUUGUACCUUGCAAUGAUCCAUCUGUAAAUGAAGAAGAAGAGAAGCUUUCUGUAGAGAAGCCUCUUCAGGAAGAAACUAAGUUAAAUUGUUCCCAUAUAAGAUCUGAGAAUAAAAAUAAUUCAGAAAUGGUUGUUUCUAUUCUGAUGUUAUUAUCAAUUCCUGAGCUUGAGGAGUACUUAGCUCGAUUAAAACCACCGAGAGGUAGGAGCAAAAAGUUUUGGCUUCAGACUAGGAAGUGCUUAAAAAAGAUGCAUCAUCUGGUGAUCAAAGACUUCAAAAAUAACAUUAAAUCAUCCGAACUGAGUACUUUGAGCUAUCGGCCAGGCGAAAAUUCUGAUUAUAAAGAGCUCGAUAAAGUAGCACAAUAUAUAUUGUAUUUACUUGAGAACCUCAAGCGAGAACUAAAUAACUCUGACGAGAAUUCUGCUCCCUCACUACGUAGUGGCAAUAAUAAAUCUUCGAAGAAGGACUCCAAUAGAAAUAGCACUAUUAUUGAAGAACUCUUUGGGGGAAUUUAUGAGAUAACCACUUCUUGUAAAAAUUGUUCUAAAGAAGGUAAAGAGACCGAACUGUUUAUUAGUAUCGCUCUUUCAAGAGAAGAUGGUAAAAAUGCAUCUAGCUUUAGAAAAUGUAUUGAAAAAUCUAUGGAAGAAAGUUCACUAAUCACAGAUUGAAAUAAAUGAGGAGCCACUGGUCUCUGAACAGUAUCUAAGAGAUGAGUGAAGGUUCCACGUUAUCUUAUACUUUCAGCCAACCAGAAAAAUUGAGCUGAAGAAGAGAAGCUCGAAGAUGCUUUUAGCUAUCCUAGGCAAUUUUACCUGAAUUUUCCAGCCAUGAGAAGGAUCGAGUAUGGUUUUAAAAGUGUAAUUUCCCCAUCCGCUGACCAGAAGCCUAAUAAUUAUUCUCUUUAUUGCAAAAAUGGCAACGAUUGGAAGUACUUUGAUGGUCAAAAGAUUAAAGAGGCAAGCAUGAAGCAGGCUCUCAACAAAGAUCCAGUUUUGUUGAUGUAUGAACUCGGCACUAAAUCUACAACUUAAUUCUAAAAUUUGUUUCAC